Messenger RNA from Metarhizium album ARSEF 1941, 1392 nucleotides. Its product is annotated as Peptidase aspartic. The transcript is spliced from 4 exons. Bases 1 to 1392 code for a protein of 463 amino acids. Gene Ontology annotation, biological process: proteolysis. The record is from RefSeq and is a predicted model, not a curated record. Lineage: Eukaryota; Fungi; Ascomycota; Sordariomycetes; Hypocreales; Clavicipitaceae. Gene Ontology annotation, molecular function: aspartic-type endopeptidase activity.
AUGACUCCUUUUGAGACCUUGCUGGUCCUGCUGGCGUCCACGGCGCUGGCGUCCACGGCAGACAGCCGAGAACAAGCCAUUCCCAAGCCCGUGGUGAAAAAUGGCGUGCUUCAGCUGCCCCUUGUGACGAUCCAUCCCGAGCCGGACACGGCUGACGGCAACCUAACGAGGCGUCAAGUCGCAGCGGACUUUGACAUGCGCGACUAUACCGGGCCAAGGGCAGUCGCGGCACUCGGCAUUCCCCUUCAGGUCGGAACACCGCCGCAGACGGUCUUCGUGGAACCAGAUACGGGGUCCUCUCCGUUCUGGGUUCCCAAUCUCCCGCCGGGCCUGAGCCGUGAAGGACCGCUGCCUGUGUAUUUUGACCUGGCAGCCAGCAAGACUAGUCGGGAUCUACACAGGCCGGAGAAGAUGAGCUAUGCGGGUGAAAAGGCUUAUACGCAGCUCUUCAUGGAUGAGGUUGCUAUUGCAGGCCGCUCACUGGGCAUGUUCCGAAUGGGGGUGGCCAACGUCAGCCAGUCCAAUCUGGGCCGUAUCGUUGGCACGCUGGGCCUCCUCCCCCCAAGUGCUCCGGAAUGGGCCGACUCCUUCAUUCUCAAAAGGCUCGUCGACCGGAAAAUCACCCAGAGCCAGGCGUUCGGUGCCGGCAUCCGCAACAGGGGCCGGGGCUCGCUCACCCUCGGCGGCUACGACACGGCAAAGUUCUCCGGCCGACUCGAAAAGUUCCCCAUUGUCCCGAACAAAAACGACAACUACGUCAUGAAGAUGCAGACCGUCACUCUCUCGACCGGUGGCGGGAAGCAGACGACCGUGCUGGACACGAGCCUCACCGACGGGAAGCCGGUGACCAUUGGGCUGGAUACCGGGGCCCCCGUCGUCGUGUUCGCCUACGAGAUUUUCAAGGCGGUCGCCCAGAACCUGGGUGCCGGGCUGGAAAAGGGUCUCGUGACGCUGCCUUGCGACCUGGUCGACUCCAAGGGCUCGCUGGACUUGAGGAUGAGCGACAGCACCACCAUCUCCCUUCCUCUGGCUGACCUGCUGGUGGGACGGCUCGACGACGGCAAGCGGUGCAUGAUGGCUAUUCAGCCAUACCUCAACUCAAGACUCCCUUCCCAUGUGUGGCUGGGCACUCACUUCCUCCGGAGAUCCUUUGUCGUCUACGACCCCAUCGACAGGAACAUCUACAUUGCCGCUGCUGCCGACUGCGGCUCUAACCUUGUUGCCAUCAACGGUGCCAUGCCGGACGAUGUCACGGGAGAUUGUGCCCCCGAAGCUCAAGAGAUUGACCCGCCGACGGACAAGGUCCAAAGCGAGCUCCUUGGGCUCACAGAGGAAGAGAUCGCGGCGUAUCUUGAUCCUCGGAUUGACGAUGCGGCGGACGGAAAAGCUUGA